Python bivittatus (Burmese python) is the source of this 9468-nucleotide messenger RNA. Lineage: Eukaryota; Metazoa; Chordata; Lepidosauria; Squamata; Pythonidae. The record is from RefSeq and is a predicted model, not a curated record.
ACAGUUCUGGCUUUGCUUAUCAGAAGCCCCUGGGAAGGUCGCAAAUGGCGAUCAUGUGAGCCUGGGGAUGCUACAACUGUAGUAUUUAUUUUUUAUUUAUUUUUCAAAUUUAUAUAUGCUGCCCAACUUACUAUACAAGUGACUCUAGGUGCGUGCCUGAAUUUUGAUCACAUGGCUGAGAGGACACUGAUGGUCGGAAGUGCGAGGACUGGUCAUAACUGAUUUUUUUCAGUGCCAUCCUAACUUUGAAUGGUCGUUAAACAAAUGGUUGUAAGUCAAGGACUACUUGUAUCGCUUGUAGUUCUUGAGAAUCUUAGUUAAAGGAAACUAGGGUACCAUUUUGCAGCUCUUAUCCAAGGAUGUGCUUCACCUUUUCUUUGCAGUUUCUUAAAAUAUGGAAAACAUUGUAAAAAGCAUUGCUUCUAGGUGAAAAGUUUAAACUGUGUUCUGCUUCUUGUUUUCUGUUUCUCUUCUCCCUUCUCUCUUCUCUCUCUUUCCAAAAACUCUCUGAAGGUUUAGAGUCAAUUUGGAUGGCCCCUAGAGAAUUUCAGGAGCAGGUGGGAUGCAGAAAUGCUGCCGUCUAAAAGAUAUGCAGGAACUGCCCAUGCAGCAAAGAGGGCUGAUUGCACUGUUUGGCUACAACCCCCAUGCUUUCCACCCAGCCUGGGAGUUAUAGCUCAACAGAUCUGGGGGCAAAUUGGGGGGGGGGCUGUUAUAAAUAAUAGCUUUCCUUUGAGGAAUUCCUUUGUGAUGCAGACUUCACAAACACUCCCAUCCUUUUAUAAAGGCAGAUUUGGGGGCAGGGGGCAAAUACCUCUACAGAAAAUCCCUGAAAUCACUGUUCAACACAGUUUGAGCAGUACUAUAAAGACCAUUCUGGGGUGAGUUGGGAUAGCUAAAUUAAAGCAGCAAUUUGACCUUGUGUUCUUUCAGACCUUCCUGCCAUGAGACUCUUCUAAGGUUUUGUUCCGCAAACAUAGCCCCUCAGAUCGUAUUCUUGUUUCUGCUCCUUUCUUUGACUUAAAAUCUUUGGUACCCUCAUUUUGUGAACUGUUCUUCAGGGUAGCAGCAUCCCUGAAUCUUCAAUAAGGUGCUUGGAGGCCAUUUUCCUUGAUACUAGGCAUUGCUUCGACAAUGGCAGGUUGUUGUGCAUUGAGGAGAAAAAUGACUCCCGCUGCCAUUCUUUCUUCCCCUUAACUUUUUAAGAUGAGGGAGCAGUUAUUCUAUGCAUCCAGCCUCUCAGUUGCAGAUGGGAGAUUCUUCUUUAUCAGCUGGAAGAUUUCUUUUACAGCUGUGCCUUGCCUCCCCCAACCUGGAGCCCUCCGUAUGGUUUGGGAACCUGGGUGUUGAAAUCAGCACAUCUGAGGGGCACCAGGUUGGGGAGGGCAAGUCUGGAGCAUAAUGGAUGGUGCUGCCUGAAGCAACAUAUUUCCCAAAGAAAAGUAGACCUGUACAGCUUCUUAACUGGGUCUGGCCAAGCUCUUGCCCAUCUAGCUUGAAUUAUAAACAGUGAUCCUACAGUUUUGUUUGCGUCAUUAAACGUUACCUCUUCACUAUUAGUGCAGAUGAUUUACAAAACAGGAGAUUUCUUCUAGACCUGCUCCACCAGGAUGGAGGAUGGUGGUGCUGGUGAAGGGCUGCACUGAUAUUUCAGCACUGGUAAGACAGAUGGCCAACCCUCAGAGCCCCCUUUUCCUUUGAGGUGAAGGCUUCUCACACUGGGUCAUGACUCCCUGUGAGGCUGCAAAUCUCCUGGUGACUAGGAAGGUGGAAAGGGAGGAGAGGGGGAGCACAGGGUCUGCAGAGCUGCUUGUCCCAGAGCAGGAGCCCACACCGUGUGGGGAGGAGAGGUGCUGGCCUAAGCAGAGCCAGGAAGGGAGCACAAUGCUAAGCUUCUCCUUCUAGGUAGCCACUGGUAAACGUGGGAUAUGUGCUUAGCACCUUCUACUGCCAGUGCCGAGCAGCUGUUGUCCCCGGCCUAAGGACAGCAGAGAGAUCCUGCUUCCAUCGCAUGCUCAGCAUGCAUACCACCAGCAGCCAGAACCCUUGGAUUCUAGGAGAAGCCCCAUUCUCCUGUUCCACCUUUCCCCUUGGCUGCCGCCACCGCCGCCGCCUCCUCCUCCUCCUCCUCCUCCUCCUCUCAAGCUAGUUGCUCCUCUACCAGCCGUACACAUUGCAGGGCUCUUGGGGUACCUGAAGCAAGGAUUAUGUGCCCUUUGCUAUGGGAAGAAACCCUUCACUCCCCCAGACCCACCCCCAGGGAUUAAAUGAGCCAUCGUAAGAUCCAUCCAUCCCUGGAAGGUCAUUGCCGCCCUUGUGUCCCAUGGCUUGAAUCUCCCAGGAGAGCUGGCAGGGAUCCCACUUGCCGGAAUGCCUCAGAGGAACGCAAGCAGCAAGUUCCUGGGUGCAGCUCCCUUGGGCCACCUCCUGCUUCCUAUGGCUCCAUUCCUGACUCCCUCCUUUGCCUCUUUCCCCCAAAAAUACUUCCUCUGUCCCUGUACCUCUCCCUCCCCCUUUUACCAAUGGGUUGCGAAGGCAGUUAGGGACCUGGCAGGAGGGAGCUUUGCCCAGGCGGCCAGAGAGCCCGGCCCAUGCUCCUUAAGGAGGACUGUGCUCAGUGAGAUGCCAGCAGAUGAACCAGGCAUUUCUUGAGGUAGCUGCUCCAGCUGCUUUGCCACCAGAGCCCAGUGGGCUCUCCAGCAGCAGUUGUCCUCCUGUGGCUGGCUUCUGGAGGCAGGGAGGAGUUUGGAUCCCAUUGUCCCCUGCUUGCUAACAGUGGGUGAUGGCAGUUGGCAUUUUGAGCCUUGAGAAUCCAGAGUAAAAAAGAACUCCACGCAAUUGGAGAAAGCUUAAUUCUUGUAGCACCUAUUGAUGCCCACGCUGCUGCUGCUGUUGAUGCCCAGGGGGAGGGGGGUUGUCACACAAUGUAUUUAAUAUUUUAGGUGACCAUGGUACCACAAAGAUGGAGAAAUCCUGUUCUAGGGAAUGAAGUAUCCAGCCCCCUGCCUUUGGGAGAAAAAAUGCAGGAAGUGUUUGGGCUAUACUGUCUUGAAUGGUUCUUAUAGGGGUUCUUCCAAAAUCCGUUUGUAGUUCUUGGCUGCUGCUGUGAACUCAGAUGUAAGAGGAGAUGGAAAGGGAUCUGGCUUGGUGGCCUCACACUGGUCUGCUGGCUUCUCUUUGGCACUUUCAGGCUGAUGCAAUGAUAAGCGGUGUAUAUGAGAUGGGUGGCCAGUAUGUUUACUAAAUAAAUAAGCAAGCAAGCAAGCUCCUAUUCUUUGCUCAUUUCAGCCAUGUGCCUCACUUGAAAAGCUAGUCUAGAUCCUUUGUUCAAGGGGAUCAUGGUUCUUUACAGCCUGGUCACUCUUUCCCCUUGGCUACCUGCUCAUAGCUCUUGGUAGAUCAGGUUUCAUCUUUGACCAAGUCAAGAUAAAGAUACCUUUGAACUGAGUGCAUGAACACAUCCAUGCAGGAAUUUUUUAGCAAAAUAUGGAAGCAUUUUCCAUUGAUUCUUCCCAGGAGGUGAUCUCUCCUAUAGCUCUGGAGUUCUUUGGGGGUUACUAACCAGGUCUGAUCCUACUUAACUUCUGAGCUCAUAGGAGAUCAGCCAGGUGCUGCCACCUGUUGAGACAUCUAGUGUGUAAGUGGGCAAAAACCAGCCUAGAAGCAGAAUGAAUGGCAUUGCGGGCUCUCUUUUUCCUAGGGCUUCAGUGAAAAUGUGAUUCAGUUAUGUAGUUCUGUAUUUCAAGAAAAUACAAAUGAGAGUUCAUGCAUGUUUCCACUUUGUGACAGCUAAAAGAUGAUAGAGGUUACACAACAGAAGGAUAAUGCUUCAGAUUUGAACAAAGACAUGAUUGAGAAAUUGGUGAUGUUCAGCCAAGAUUAGGGAAGCUGUUAGAAGGAAUAGCAAUGACGCAAAGUUAUCUAGAAUCCAAAGGGGAAAAGGUGCUUUAGAGCAGAUGUGUGUGUCCUCACCACCCCUGCUGGUACCUCCUUAAAGACGUUUCUCGGCUUGCAUGGAAGUUGCACAGUCCGGGGCGAUGAGGGUGUAUAGCAAAGUCGUCCUACCUCUCUGCCUCCUUAAUUCCAACACUGCUUUGCUGGAACUGCAGGAAGAUGCAGCAAGUGUACUCGCAUCCCCUCCAAAGCACCUUUUCUGCAUCAGGCCCAGAUUGCAGCACAUUCCUAAGUAAAAGGAAAAGAUAAUAAGAUACUUUGAAUCCUGCAGUCCAAUUAAUAUAAGAGUAGUGCACACAUAGACACUUGUGUUCUGUCUCUCUCUCUCUCGAUAUUGAAGCACUUGUUGGGAGAAUUGGUACAAGAUUGUAAUGUCUUCCUUAAUGCAUUUUGCCUCCUCUCUCCUCCUCCUCUUGUUUUUUCCAGGAACUGGAUCAUUUUGGUCUGCCAGAGAUGUUCUCCCUGAAUUCAUGUAGAAGAGAUACAAGAGAUUUGCUGAAGGAAUUUCCCCAGCCUAAAAACCUCCUCAACAGUGUUAUUGGACGAGCCCUCGGUAUCUCUCAUGCAAGAGAUAAGCUAAUCUAUAUCCACACAAAUGGGCCACGGAAAAAGAAAGUCACGCUGCUCAUCAAGUGGCCAAAGAAUGUGGAAGUGGAAGGCUAUGGGACCAAGAAGAUCGAUGCUGAGAGACAGGCUGCAGCAGCUGCUUGCCAUCUCUUCAAGGGUUGGGGCUUGCUGGGACCCCGGAAUGAGCUUUUUGAUGCCGCAAAGUACCGCAUUCUUGCCGAACAGCUGGGCUGCCCUGACAAGAGGUGGUUCUCCGAAAGCCACUGGCGCUCCAAGUCCGGCCCUUCCCUGGCUGACAUUUCGACCUGCUGGAGGCGAAUGGAGCCUGAGGAGCCUGUCCACCCGCUGGAGCACAGCCAGCUCCCCAGACCCAUCCGAAACGAAGAGCUGGAGGAGGGGGAGCUGGAGGAGGGGGAACUGGAGGAGGGGGAGCUUGAAGAGGAGGCCAUUGACGUUAGCGACUGUCUGUCCAUGGCGCCGCCGGGAGCUCAUACCCCUCCCAGAGACAUUAGGGAUGGGUUCUCGCUGGAAAUGACAGAUGACAACACUGCCCUCCGGGCACUGACCCAGUUUCCUCUGCCCAAAAACCUCCUAGCCCAGGUGAUCCAAAUUGCCACGUCCUCGUCCACCGUCAAGGAGUACAUGCAGUUCCGGACGGUCGGCACCAAGACCAAGAUCUGCAAGUUGACGCUCCGCUGGCCUUGCCCCAUGACCUUCGCUGCCAAAGGACGCCGUAAGGUGGAAGCCGAGAACAAGGCCGCCGCUCUGGCCUGCCAGAAGCUGAAGAGCCUCGGCUUGGUGGACAAGAACAACAAUCCUCUGAGCCACGCCAUGUACAACAUGACUUCCCUGCGGGAGCUGGGUGAGAACCAGAGGAAGCCCUGCCACAUCAAGGUCCCUGAGGCCACGCUGCGCAAGAUCGAAAACUACCUGAACCACUACCCCGUGGACAGCCGAGAGUCUCGGCCGCGGCUCGCAGAUGACAUGAUGAACUUGAGCAAGGAGACCGGGGGGGCCCUCAGCGAUGCCAUCACGGGCAAAACCUACAUCCCCCUGUCCGAAUCGGAAGAGGUGCGCCUCAGUCAGAAUCUCCUGGCGCUCUGGAAGCGGAGGGGCACCUUGUGGCAGGAUAGCCACCCCCUGCCCGUGGAUUCCCACAAGGAAGCCAUCCUCUCCGCUGUGGAGCAGAACCCGGUGGUGGUGAUCGCCGGGGACACCGGCUGCGGGAAGACCACCCGCAUCCCCCAGUUACUGCUGGAACACUUCAUUCUGGAAGGGCGCGGUGCCCAGUGCAACAUGGUCAUCACGCAGCCCCGGCGGAUCAGCGCCAUCUCCGUGGCCCAGCGGGUGGCUCAGGAGCUGGGUCCCAGCAUGAGAAGGAACGUGGGCUACCAGGUGCGGCUGGAGAGCAAGCCGCCUGCCCGAGGGGGAGCCCUGCUCUUCUGCACCGUGGGCAUCCUGCUGCGGAAACUGCAGGGCAACCCCCGCCUGGAGGGGGUCAGCCACGUCAUCGUGGACGAGGUGCACGAGCGGGAUGUCAACACCGACUUCCUGCUCAUCCUGCUCAAGGGGAUCCAGAAGCAAAAUCGCAACCUGCGGCUGGUGCUGAUGAGUGCCACCGGAGACAACCAGCGCUUCUCCCAGUACUUUGGAGAUUGCCCGGUGGUCAAGGUGCCCGGCUUCAUGUAUCCAGUCAAGGAGUACUACCUGGAGGAGAUCCUGGCCAUGCUGGGUCGGCAUCGCCACUAUGAGAUCAAGCAAUCAGACGAAGAGUGCAUCCUCGACCUUGAGCUGAUCACUGACCUGGUCCUUCAGAUCGAUGCCCACGGAGAACCAGGCGGCAUUCUCUGCUUCCUUCCGGGCUGGCAAGAGAUCAAAGGAACGCAGCAGCGCCUCAUGGAAAUCCUUGGAUCCCACAGCAGCCGCUAUCUCAUCUUGCCAGUUCAUUCCAAUAUCCCGAUGAUGGACCAGCAAAACAUCUUCCCACGUCCUCCUCCUGGCGUGCGAAAGAUUGUCCUGGCCACCAACAUUGCCGAAACCUCUAUCACAAUCAACGACAUCGUGCAUGUGGUGGACAGUGGGACCCACAAGGAGGAACGCUACGAUCUGAAGACCAAGGUCUCGUGCCUGGAGACCGUCUGGGUGUCUAAGUCCAACGUCGUCCAGAGACGAGGGCGGGCCGGCCGCUGCCAGUCGGGCUUUGCCUACCACCUCUUUCCUCGCAGCCGCCUGGACAGAAUGCCCACCUUUCAAGUGCCUGAAAUCUUGCGCACCCCUCUGGAGAACCUGGUGGUUCAGACCAAGAUCCACCAACCGGAGAAGACAGCCGUCGAGUUCCUCUCCAAAGCCCUGGACAGCCCUGACAUCAAAGCUGUGGACGAGGCCGUGAUCCUGCUGCAGGAGAUUGGAGUGCUGGACCACCGGGAGGCCUUGACCACUCUGGGCAAGCGCCUGGCCCAGAUCUCCACGGACCCCCGGCUGGCCAAGGCGAUUGUGCUGGCUUCCAUCUACCGGUGCAUACAGCCUCUCCUGCUCAUCGUCUCCUGCCUCACGCGGGACCCUUUCAGCAGCAGCCUGCAGAACCGCACGGAGGUGGACAAGGCCAAGGCCGUGCUGAGCCGAGAGAGUGGCAGUGAUCACCUGGCCUUCGUGAGGGCUGUUGCGGGCUGGGAAGACGUCCUGCGGCGCAGGGACAGUCGUGCCCGCGAUGACUAUCUGCAGGAUUACUCCCUCUACGCCCCAAGUUUGCGCUUCAUAAACGGCCUCGUGAAGCAGUUUUCCGAGAACCUCUACGAGGCCUACCUGGUACCGACUCCUUCGGAUUGCCUUUUGCCCUCGUCUGUGUGCAACCAGUACAGCGAGGAAGAGGAACUGGUGAAGGGCGUCCUCAUGGCUGGGCUGUACCCCAAUCUCAUCCAGGUCCGGCAAGGGAAAGUGACCAGGCAGGGCAAAUUCAAACCCAACAGCUACACGUACCGGACCAAGGCAGGGACCGUCCUCUUACACAAGUCGACGAUCAACAGGGAGUCCUCCAAGCUCUACAGCCGCUGGCUGACCUACUUCAUGGCGGUCAAGUCCAAUGGGGGCGUCUUCGUGCGCGACUCCUCGCAGGUGCAUCCACUGGCAGUGCUGCUGAUGACAGAUACGGACGUACACGUGCGGGACGACGGCUGGCGUGCAACCAUCUCCCUGGUUGACAGCGACUUGCUGGUGCUUGAAGGGGACUCCUACACCAUCCGGCUCCUCCGCGACUUCCGGGUGGCGCUCUCCAGGAUGGUGGAGACCUGCCUGUGCUACGAGAUGGCAGCCAUUCCCGGAGAUCUCCAUCACCAACACAGCCAGCUCUUGGACAUCCUGGUCGACCUCCUGAAAGGGCCCACCGGCAGCUUUGGAGCCUAAAUCUGGCAGCGGCCGAGAAUCUGGACAUGGGGACUUGUAAUUUGUACAAAGAUGUUGAGAUAUGUUUAUUUAAAUAAAGUUCUAUUUAUCCCUUGUGACAUCAUCUCUCUCAUCCCAGAAGAUUCCCAGGGCCUGCUCUCCUGUGGUUGGCGUUGCCCUGCGGCGGUUGGGGAGAAAGUGCCCGUUUCUUCCUGCAAGCAGUAGUGAAGGAUGCCGGUCGCACGCCUGGAGACCUCCAAGGACAGUGUGGUGGAUGGUCCUUGUUCACUCCCCGUGCACGUGGGCCCCGCCCCCAUUGGGCUCACACGCAAGGAUGGAUUUUGUUCCACCCGGUCGAGAACAGGGGCUGCUCACAGUGCACUCGUGCCUCCAGGCCCUGAAGAUGGCAACGCAAGACAGGCCGAACAUCAGGAAGCAAGCGUGGUGGAUCACGACCCCCUUGCUUGCGAGAGGAUAGGGUUAGAGCAGUGGAACACGGCACUUGGAAGACUUUCAUUGUGCGCUCUGGAAAAGAGCCCCUGCUUGGUUCGGGGGGAACGGACUUGAGGGGCCUCUUCCUCUGCUCCCCGGAGUCACCGCUUGGCCAGACCAGGCUGGAAGGCACAAGCUCUCGCCAGGAUUGUGCGGGCAGGGCAAACUCAGAGGCCUCUCUGCUUGUGGAGUCACAACUAGGGUUCUGGAACUGGUUGCAUUUCCCCUUGAGUAACGCCAGGCAUGGGAGAAGUUCCUGUGCUCCAGUUCAGUGGCCUAGAAGGCCCCCCCCAAAGAAGGGGAGAGAGGCUACCUGGCGUUUUUGUGGCUCACACGCUGGUGAGCCUGUCGGGCUGCCUCUUGCGGUUCCUCCUGCACACCAGUCCUCAGCCCUUGGCUGGCUUUCCCCGAGGUCGUCAGCCCCGGGGUGGACGGCGCCCUGAUCUCCUUGGGGUGGUGCCUGUGCUUUGUGGCAAACGCAUUACAUCAGAGAGGAAACAUGGCUGUGGAUCGAAGGCAACAGCAGCGAACUGAAGUCCCGCAGAAGGAGUUUGGCCUUCUCUGGCUAAGGGGCUGCUUGGGAUGAUCCCCUGGACGAGGGAGGGGUUUCUGCGGUGAAAACCGUAGUUCUUCCACCAGGACUUAGGAAUCGCCAGUCCCGUUUCCAGGAGCAGUCCCGUUCUGUCUUCCAGAGUGAAGCCUGCUGCCAAAGUCGUCGUCCAUCACAGCUUGGUUGCCCAGCCUUGAUGAUUUCCAGGCAAAGAUAUGGACACUUCUUUGGCCAAGCUUGGGGAAGGAGAUUGUGACCCACACACCCCUCCACUGGCACAGCUGGCACCUUGGGCCCCUCCCUGCUGGAGACUGGUGUGCUUGCUGGCACGCCCAACCUCAGACUCCAUCCACACCCUCUCAGCCAGGGCGAGGGGUAGCCGGCUGGCCGCACCCAUCGGGACCCAUCGGAGGGCCAAAGUGCUGCUGGGAAUGUCCCCAAACCUACCUGUGACUCUGAUGCUCGGAUAGGUCAGUGCUUGUUACUCAUCCUGGAACCUUUUUACAACCUAGAUUAAAGCUAAUAAA